Molecule: messenger RNA, 2088 nt
Organism: Canis lupus familiaris (dog)
Lineage: Eukaryota; Metazoa; Chordata; Mammalia; Carnivora; Canidae
Product: melanoma-associated antigen B18-like
Exons: 5
Coding region: 381-1418 (345 amino acids)
Biological process (GO): negative regulation of transcription by RNA polymerase II
Cellular component (GO): nucleus
Source: RefSeq, a predicted model, not a curated record
AGCCAUCCAGAUACACAGCCACUACAUGAUUAGAAACUGGAUCCCUGAGUCAUCGCUUGAAGGAGAGCCUCCUGACCAGGAACAUCUCCAUUGGACUUUACAUGAACGAGAAAUUAACAUUGACUUGCCCUCAUGGUUGGGUCCAGGACCAGAGACCUCAGGUGGAAGCCUUCCUUACGCUGAUUAUGAGACUAACCCUUGUAUUCAGCCAGAGCAGUUCAAAAGAAGACACAUCACCAACAAGAUUUCUACCUUACCUGAUGUAUUUGGCUUCACGUCAGCAGAAGAGAAGUAGCCCAGCACCAACAAGACAUCAAGGGUGACCUCUUCAUCAAGCUAACUGCUUGCACACCCGCCUGCUGUCCCUGACCAGAGUCACCAUGCCUAGAGGUCAGAAGAGUAAGCUGCGUGCCCGUGAGAAGCGCCGCCAGGCCCGUAGUGAGGCCCAGGACCUGGAGCGUGCUCAGGCCACCGCACCAGCUGCAGGGGAGUCCUUCUCCACUGCCUGUGCUCUCUCGGGAGGCCACCCUGAGAAUUUUCCUGCUGCUGCAACAGCUAGCAGUCCUCAGGCACCUAAGGGAGCCUCAGGUUCCACCAGUGCUAGUGUAGCCGUGUCAUGCACUGACUCAGAUGAAGGUGCCAAGAGCGAAGAUGAAGGAAGCCCCAACUCCUCUAGUGGCACUGAGGUCUCACGCAGAGACCCAUUAAACAAGAAGGUGGUUCUGUUGGUACAGUUCCUACUGCAGAAGUAUCAAAAUAAAGAGCCAAUUACCAAGGCAGACAUGCUGAAGUUGGUCAUCAAAAAGUACAGGUGUCAUUUCAAUGAGAUCCUAAAGAGAGCCUCUGAGCACAUGGAGCUGGCCUUCGGUGUCGAUCUGAAGGAAGUGGAUCCCAUCCGGCACUGCUAUGCCCUAGUCAGCAAACUAGACCUCACCUUCGAUGGGACGAUGCGCGAAGAAGAGAACAUGCCCAAGACGGGCCUCCUGAUGAUUGUGCUGGGUGUGAUCUUCAUGAAGGACAACUGCGCCGCCGAGGAGGAGGUCUGGGAAGUCCUGAAUAUGAUGGGUGUCUAUGCCAACAGGAAGCACUUCAUCUAUGGGGACCCCAGGAAGGUCAUCACCGAAGAUCUGGUACAGCUAAGGUACCUGGAGUACCGCCAGGCACCCGACAGCUUCCCUCCACGCUACGAGUUCCUGUGGGGGCCCAGGGCCCAUGCUGAGACCAGCAAGAUGAGAGUCCUGGAGUUUUUAGCCAAGGUUCAUGACACGGUCCCCACUGCCUUCCCAGCCUGGUAUGAAGAGGCUUUGAAAGAUGAGGAAGAGCGAGCCCAAACCCGAGCUGCUGCCCGGGCUCAGACUGCCGCCCUGGUCCGAGCACGUGCCAGGGCCUUGGCUGGGGGCGUCUCCCACACUAAGUGAGGGCUGAGGCUGGUCGAGAAGGUUGUAUUUCAGAUGUUGAAGUUUGAUGCAGAUUGUUUUCUUUGUGGAAGAGAAAAAGUGGUCAACAUUCUAAGUAGUAGAUGGCCAGGGUGGGUCUGGAAGGAACACAGUGAAUAUCAUCUUUGUGUUCCUGUUCUGUCUGGUAAACUUAGGGUGUUUUUUUUGUUGUUCUCUUUUUCUUUCUUUCUUCUCUUUUUCUUUCUUUCUUCUCUCUUUCUUUCUUUUUCUCUUUUUUCCUUUCUCUCUUCCUUUCACUCUUUUGCCUUUUGUCAUAUUUCAAAUAUUAUUUCUUUAAUAGAAAGUUUACACUAAUUUUUAAAUAAAAAUUUAUUAAUGAUUUGGGUAUUCAUUGCUGUCUAAUAGAUUUAAGAUUAGGAGUCUUAUUCUUUAGUAAAACAAAUUAGGAAGCCUUUCAUGUUUACCCAAACAGAACAAUAAAACAUGGCAUUAUACCAAGCAUUCCCUUUGAAAUGCAAAAAAAAAUUAGCAGUAAAAUUACUGGGAUCGGAAAAUGGAGGGGAGAGAAGUAAAAGAGGCUCAGUUCUUGGUUUCCCCUAUCCAUUUUAGUCUGUUCUGCAAGAAGAUACAUAGCUAGAUUUGGUUUACUUACUAAAGAAUGUAGGAGAAAUAAAACAUUUGAAAACUAGAA